AUGGCGGCUGUGGCGGCGGGGCAGCCGCCUCAGCUCCGCGGCGCCGUGACGGUGAAUGAGGGAUGGGAGCCAUGCCCUGGCCAGCCGGGGUGGGCCACAACCGCCUGCUCGGCCGGACAGACCUGCCCUGGCGGAAACACGUGCGCCAACCCGCCUCAGUGUGGCUGCUUCCGGACCUGCGCUGCGGGGCAGUCCUGCCCGCCGGGACAGUAUUGCGACGGCGCCGGUGUUUGCACCCCUGGGGCCGCCCUGCGAUCGAACCAGUCUUCGGAGGGGAGUGGCGCCAGCAUCGUGACGGUGAAGGAGGGGUGGGAGCCAUGCCCUGGCCAGCCGGGGUGGGCCACCACCGCCUGCUCGGCCGGACAGACCUGCCCUGGCGGGAACAUGUGCGCGAACCCGCCUCAGUGUGGCUGCUUCCGGACCUGCGCUGCGGGGCAGUCCUGCCCGCCGGGACAGUACUGCGACGGCGCCAGUGUUUGCACGCCUGGGGCCGCCCUGCGAUCGAACCAGUCUUCGGAGGGGAGUGGCGCCAGCAUCGUGACGGUGAAGGAGGGGUGGGAGCCAUGCCCUGGCCAGCCGGGGUGGGCCACCACCGCCUGCUCGGCCGGACAGACUUGCCCUGGCGGGAACAUGUGCACCAACCCGCCUCAGUGUGGCUGCUUCCGGACCUGCGCUGCGGGGCAGUCCUGCCCGCCGGGGCAGUAUUGCGACGGCGCUGGUGUUUGCACACCUGGGGCCGCCCUGCGAUCGAACCGCUCUUUGGCGGAGGCUGCGGGCGUUGGCCUUCCGAACUCCAGCGGGGCGCCAUUCCUGGGCGAGGCGCUGGGGGGGCAGUGCGCCUGGACGGAGCGCAAGAACAGCGGCGGCCGUAACCUGAUGCAGGCCCCCUGGUCGCAGGGCCCAGACGCGUGCUGUGCCCGCUGCAACGAGCACUCGGAUUGUGUGGCGUGGACAUUUAUCAAGGGGAGCCACGAGUGCUGGCUGAAGAGCUACGUGCCGCCCAGUGACCAAUGGCGCUGGGACGAUUCGGCAGUCAGCAGCCUCGUGCGUGGCCCAGACACCAAGUGCAGUUGGGAGGACGACGAGAACAGCGGCGGGGACAACAUGAUGCAGGCCCCUUGGUCCCAGGACCCUCAGGCGUGCUGCAACCACUGCGGCGCGCAUUCGGGAUGCGUGGCGUGGACUUUUAUCAAAGGCAGCCACGAGUGCUGGCUGAAGAGCUACGUGCCGUCCAGGGACCAAUGGCGCUGGGAUGGCUCGGCAAUCAGCGGCAAGCUGGGUGGGCGGUGA
Prorocentrum cordatum is the source of this 1290-nucleotide messenger RNA. The record is from the annotation of a GenBank genome assembly. NCBI's taxonomy places the organism in Eukaryota, Dinophyceae, Prorocentrales, Prorocentraceae.